Molecule: messenger RNA, 3861 nt
Organism: Carcharodon carcharias (great white shark)
Lineage: Eukaryota; Metazoa; Chordata; Chondrichthyes; Lamniformes; Lamnidae
Gene: katnb1
Product: katanin p80 (WD repeat containing) subunit B 1
Exons: 19
Coding region: 333-2309 (658 amino acids)
Biological process (GO): microtubule depolymerization; microtubule severing
Cellular component (GO): katanin complex
Molecular function (GO): microtubule binding
Source: RefSeq, a predicted model, not a curated record
CGCAAUAACAAUUAGACUGGAACUGAAAUAAAGCUGUCAAAGGUGACAAGGUGGUGAAACGUACGAGUUUUCGUCCGUCCGUUAAUAUGAUUUUCUGCACAGCCAACGAAGUGAACAUUGAAGCAGGAACCUCAGUUUGGUCCCGAGAAUACGCAUGCGUGGUGUGGAUUCAGCACCGACACCGGUUGAGCGCACCUGCGCAGUAACUGCCCUGGACGAAAGAGCGGUUUGAGUGGUGCAGAGCCCUGGCCUAGCGCUGUAACCCAGGCAACCAGCCUCACCGCCAACUACCCCGUCACCUGGAAUACACCACUCCCUCCCCGACUGUGAGGAUGGCAGCAUCAGGGCCAACGAAAAUUACCUGGAAACUGCAGGAGUUUGUUGCUCAUGCUGGUAAUGUAACCUGUCUGGUGCUGGGGAAGAACUCAGGCAGGCUAUUGGCCACUGGUGGAGAGGACUGUCGAGUCAACUUGUGGUCAGUCAGCAAACCUAACUGUAUUAUGAGUCUUACAGGCCACAACACACCAGUCGAGUGUAUUCAGUUCAAAGAUUCUGAGGAGUUGGUUGUUGCAGGCUCGCAGUCUGGAUCACUAAGAAUAUGGGAUUUGGAAGCAGCCAAGAUUCUUCGGACACUGUCAGGACACAAAGCAAACAUCUGCAGUUUAGACUUUCAUCCUUUUGGGGAGUUUGUGGCUUCUGGCUCCAUGGAUACCAAUGUCAAGUUGUGGGACAUACGAAGAAAAGGUUGUGUAAUGACGUACAAGGGUCACACAAAUGCUGUUCGAUGUUUAAGAUUCAGUCCUGAUGGGCGUUGGAUUGCUGCUGCUGGGGAUGAUAGCACAGUGAAGCUGUGGGAUUUGUCAGCAGCAAAAAUUCUAACAGAAUUCACGGACCACACUGGACCUGUAAACAUUGUGGAGUUCCACCCCAACGAGUAUCUCCUGGCUUCAGGCAGCUCAGACAGAACAAUAAAGUUUUGGGAUCUAGAAAAGUUUAAGAUGGUGAGCUGCACAGAAGUAGAGAGCACUCCUGUCAGGUGCAUCUUAUUCAACCCAGAUGGCUGUUGUCUCUACAGUGGUUCUCAGGACUCGUUGCAUGUCUAUGGCUGGGAACCUCCCCGCUGUUUUGAUGUACUGCCGGUUAACUGGGGUAGAGCAGUAGACCUUGCCAUCUGUUCCAAUCAGUUGAUUGGAGCUUCAUUCAGUCAGGUGACAGUCUCGACAUUUGUAGUGGAUCUAAAUCGGGUGAAGAAGACUGGUUCUAUUGUCCAGGGUGUAGUUGAGGAUGAAAAGCUGUUCAAUCUCCCAGUGACAAAAGGAGCUGUGCUCAGACGCAACUAUGAGCGGCCACUAACCACCUGCAGCAGACCACAAAGUAGUAAGGUGAAGGAGGAGCCAGAGAGUGAAGGGCGCAUUCCAAGUGGGGAAGAGGAGAAGGAUGACAAGGAGUCAACGGCAGAAAUUCGAAACCCAGAAGAAUAUAAGGAGAUCUUUCAGCCACAAAAUGCCAUUGCUCGGACUCCACCUCGGAGGACAGAUCCCUUUCCUGCUCCCCCAGAAGAUGAUGCUAUUUUGGUGAAGGAAGUUGAGAAAGUGACUGCUUCAACAGAGAUGCAUUCUCCUGCAGUGAAAAGAUUACAGCCAGAUCAGCUGAACUUUCCUCCAACAGCAGCAUCCACUCCCAUCAGCCAACCUGAAGCACCAAUAAUCCCGAUCGCUAAAAAUGAACCCAUUGGGUUGAAGGUGGCAGACUUUCUCCCACCUCAGAAUAAUAAGUUGGCAGAUUUGAGUGACGAAGAUGCUGUGAGCCAAAUCCGGAAAGGACAUGACACCAUGUGCGUGGUAUUAACAAGUCGCUUCAAGAAUCUAGACACUGUGAGGGCUGUAUGGACCACUGGAGACGUCAAGACCUCCAUAGACUCAGCAGUGACCAUGAAUGACUUGGCGGUCAUUGUGGACAUCUUGAACAUUAUUAAUCUCAAACCAGCCUUGUGGAAACUGGACCUGUGCCCUUCGAUCAUUCCACAGAUUGACAAACUGUUGCAGAGCAAGUAUGAGAGCUACGUGCAGACUGGUUGUACUUCCCUUAAGUUGAUCCUGCAGCGAUUUGGACCCUUAAUGGCAGACAAUCUGGUUACACCACCCUCGAUUGGGGUGGACAUAACACGGGAAGAAAGGCACCAGAAAUGUAAGCUCUGUUACAAGCAGUUAAAAAAUCUGCUCCCGAUUCUUCAGAGUAAAGCGGGACUGCCUGGCCGUCAAGGUAGUGCCUUUCGUGAACUUCAGCUUCUCAUGGCAGCUUUUGAAUGACCAUGUUCCCUGUAGUCUUGUUAUUGAAACCUCCCUCUGGGGACUCUGAGGUCCCCCUCCCUAUUUGAGGAAUUGACAUCCUGUUGCAGACACUGCCAACAAAUGAUGCAAAGCCCAAAUUCUCUUCAAACGGAUUUUGCUUUUCAAGUUUACUGCAAUUAAAAAUUUUGAACAUGAGUUAGCCAAGGAGCGCCUGGAGUUAAUUUUUUUGUAAUGCUGUGGAGAACAAAGUUUCUCAUUUUCAGUAUUUGAGACACUUGGGGAAACUGCUGAUGAUUCCUUAAUUUACUUGCAUCUUGUUGGUUUUAAGUCCAUCCCUGUUAAUCAACAGUGUGGUGUUGCCAGGGAUAGAGGUUCUAGUGAUGUUUUGCAUUAACGUAAGUUACUUUGUUUUCCAUUGAAGGUUGGAGUGAAUUCAAACCUCUGACCUUAAUUUAUCAGCAUUUCAUAGGACAACGCUGGCUAUGUGAAGCCAUUGUGUUGUGCAUGUCCCUGCUGAUGGUCAUUCUAGCCUGGUCUGCAGGUAAAUGGUGAGAUCCAUUGAUGAUAUGGGCUUUUAUCUGUAACUGACAUGCUUUUGGGAUACUUUAGCCUCAAGUAACUUUACUGCUGUUUCCUACUGUAUUGAGCAUGAAACAGGACUACUGACUUUGGUCCUUUGUGAUUCAUUGGAACUCAGUGCAGUAGCUCACUGGCUGUUACUAAGGUACUGAAGUUACUUAGCUUCUGGUGAAUGAUCCAUUGUGGUUUCCUGCAAUGUGAUGUCAGAUUAACUCUUUCAGUUCUACCUGUCUACACUUCUGGAAUGACACAGGUAAUUUCAAUCUGCUCAAGCAGUACAGGGCAAACUGUUUUGAAAUUGCUGAGAGUUCUGUUUACUCCAAGGAUUAGUCAUUUUACAUCUCUCCUAGAUUUUUAACUUCUUUGCUUCAAGGCUGAGAUCAUUACUGGUGAAUGGAUGCCUUUUUAUUGCAUUUCUUUCUAAUUUGAGAACUUUUUCCCAUUCUCCCCAACUUUAACUUGACAAAUAAUCCCCCCAAGUCAUACCUGUUUUUGCUUUCACACAAGUAAAUUGGAUGGAAAUCUUGCCUCCAGAACUGGUUUCCUGGGAGGAGCUUGCCAUUAUGUUGUGACCUGGUAAAAUGAUCCUGUCAAACUUUGUUUUGGGCUGAUUGUCUAGGAGCCCUUCAUCUAAUACCAGUGGAGCAGGCAAGUUACUGUUGUGGCUUCCUAACCAGGUAGUCACUUUAAAUUAGCUCUACUGUAAUAUUUAACCUACAAGCCUUCUAUGUGAAUACUUGAUUGCUGCUAAAGAUGCAUCAAGCCCUUUUUGUUUGGAGUUUCAACUGUGCAUUAUGAUUGAUUUGAACCUGUCCUGUGUUGCUGAGAAUAAGCAGUAUGCUUUACAUUCCAUGUCAGGAGUCAAUUCUGUACUAUUGUACAUUAAGUUUAGAUUGUUCAUCAAUGUCCUCACUAUAUAUUGAUGCUAUGAUUUUGGAAAUGUUUCUAUGUACAUAUGUUAAGUCUUCAAUAAUAAACUGAUUUGAAAAUA